CACUAGAGAAGAAAACAAGUAUCUGGAUUCAUUCGUGUCAAUACCACUCACAUAGAUUCAUUUGUCUUGCCAUUGCCAAAGGUGUACAAUACCCUUCUGAGCCUCCCAUAAAAUGUGAAUUGUUUUCCCUUCCGCACUAUUGCCAAACUUCAAUCAUUGCGUGCUUUCAUGUUGCUUCCACGGCAUUUCCCUGUUUCUGCUCCCGCACAGCAUAACACAUUUCAAGCUGUCAUGGCAACAGACGGCCUGCGAUCCUACACCACGUUCGCCUACGAUGUCAACUCCAUCCAGUGGUCGAUCCCAGUGCUGCGUAACCCACGGGUCACGUACGGUCAUUCCGUUAUGGGCUAUUCAACGCCGGAGCAAUAUUACAAUGACAGGCGGUCAGGCACCUUCAGAAUCAGCGGCAUCGAUGAUCAAGUGGACUCCGUCAACCAAUACCUCUUCCAGCAAGCGUGCACUGAAGGAGCCAUGUAUAUCUUCAGGCUAUACAAAGGUGUCAUUGACGGUCCAAGGGCAAAGUGCCUUCGGUGGUAUGCAUCUCAACCAGACCCAAGGACAUGGAUGAAAUACUUCAAUGCUUGUCCACAGAUCCUUGCGCAAGCUCAAGCCGACUCCCGAUUUCAACUCAUUCGGAAACUUUCCCCGCGGACGUGCUUCCAGAAUUCUGUCCCAUCCAUCACCGGUUCAUCUCAGGAGUGCUGUUAUCGAACACUGCCCUUGGGAUACGGGGCAUUCCUUGAAGGUCCACCUGAUGGUGGUAACUCAGUACGCUUCUCUUGGCUGAGCUUUGAGCCGACUACAGUCAGCUACGAGGAGACCCUGCCACGGCAAUGGUGCUGUGAGGACUCAGCUCUCUGUCACCUGUACUGGGAGAAACGACCUAGUCAGUCUAGCAUCGCCUAUUCCAGGCAGAGUCUUGGAACUGUUGCUCUUCCGAUCAUCCGCACUAUACCCGGAGGACAGUAUACAAUGUUUCAAAGAGGCAACUUCCUACUGGUGGAUAGUCCUGGUUAUUUCCGGUGUGAAAUUGUGAUUUCAAAGACCAGUGGGGACGGGCCUCAACAGGUCACCAGCAUUGGCAUGCAGGGAAACAGCACUGACCAGUGUGUAGCCGGUGUGUCUGCUGAGGGUGCACUCUCCUUCACUGUUAAUGGUCAACCGUUGAGUAACAAAGUGUUCAAAGUGUUCAGUGACGACGGUGUCAGCAUCACGUACGAGUGUCUGCAGUGGAAUCGAAACUGCACCAGGGUUCCGAGCAACAGUACGACCGCUCCGCGGCCGACACCGAUUGGCAUCAGCGCUCAUAACGGCUUCAGCGUCAUCGUGCACAAUCGCACUCACGGCAGCGUGGUGUUUGAAAGUGGCUUCUCGGUCGACCUUGUCCUCUUUCCGCACAGGAGAACCAUUGCUGUCACAGUCGGCUGUCCACAAAGCCUUCUGAAUAGCAGCCGAGGUCUCUUAUUCAUAGAUGGACCGUCUCUACUGCCAAUACAGGGCGAUGCAAUUAAUAGAUGGAAAUUGAACUGCAGUGCACUACAAUUAGCCAAGGAUCCACGCUGUGCAUCAAAUGGUACCAGUACCAUGUCACCCACCACAACGAGCAGUCCAACAACCCUGCCACCUGAGUAUUAUGAUGACUUCUGGCCGCAAGUGAACGAAACAUGCAAGUCAUGCAAGAUCAACAACGCUCUGUGCCACCUGGUGGCAAAUAUCACCAAAGAUCUCAACUAUACCAAAGAGCUGAUGCGCAUCAUAGGGUGCGGUGAAGUUGUCAAUCCAAUCCGGGUGAAUACAACAUCUCCCGUGUUUAUAUCCUCGGGAGGGCUAUUGACAGUGGACCUCUCCAAUGUCACACUGGAUAAAAGCUCAUAUCGGGUUGAGCGAAUACCAGCCAAGAACUCUUCGUUCUCAGAUGAGCGAACAAGCACCCGGCCUGACAUCUUUGUUCUGGCAGUGGACUUCAAUGUGAAAGCCACCAAUCUGCAGUUCCUGAUCAUUUCUCCAGAUACAUCCGCCACCGUGCUCAUUCGUCCCAUUGUCUACAUUCGCAACUGCAACAACGGGGGAAACGUCUCCCAUGCCACAUUCUCCUCGCGCAGUUCAGAGCGGACGCGCAUCCAUGCAUGCGAGUGCCCUCCUGCACGCGCUGGCGAAUUCUGCAAGGAUGAUCGGGACGGGUGUAAGGCGGCGUAUCAACCCUGCUCCGACGGCGUGGACUGUUUCGACAAGCCUGCGCCGGACACUGGCUACCUGUGUGGCGCCUGUCCUCCUGGUUUUACUGGAGUCGGAAAGAUCUGCAUAGAUCUUGAUGAGUGCAGGAACCGGUCAUCUUCACCAUGUCAGCAGGUCUGUGCCAACACACAGGGCAACUAUACAUGCGCAUGCAACGCUGGCUUUGCUCUGAAUCCUGAUGACAAGACGUGUUCUGAUCUCAAUGAGUGCACUCUCAAUACUGAUGACUGCGAGAAAUUCUGCAACAACACGCAAGGAUCAUAUCAAUGUUAUUGUGAUGUGGGCUUUGCUCUCAACGGAAGCAGCCGUUGCUCGCCCAUUCGGCCCUGCAAGGAUAACGGUGGCUGUGAACAGCUCUGUGUGCAGGAUCUAACCACACACACUGCUAUUUGCAGUUGUCAAAGGGGCUACACGUUGGAUGCUGUCAUACAUGGCAAAUGCAAUGAUAUUGACGAAUGCCACGGUGCAUCGGCAUGUUCGGAUAUAUGCCAGAAUACCAAUGGUUCUUUUCUGUGCCACUGCUCAUCCGGAUACUCCCUUGCAACCGACAAAGUAACAUGCGAAGAUAUUGAUGAAUGUGCAGGGUCGGUUGACUUAUGUCCACAAGACACAAUGCACUGUAGCAAUACGAGAGGGUCGUAUGCGUGCCUGUGUAAUAUUGGAUACCAGAAAAACAAUGUAACGGCUAUAUGUGAAGUUAUAUCAUGUGGAGCGCCUGUCGUCCCUGCCAAUGGUGGCAUUACCAGCAUAGGCUCCGAUUGGCAUUACGGACAGACAGUUACCUAUUUCUGUUAUAUUGGCCACUCCCUGAUUGGCGCUAAGAGAACGCAUUGCCUUGAAAGCGGCAAAUGGUCGCAACCUGUUCCAACUUGUCAGAUCAUCGACUGUCCUGCGCUGCCAUUGGCUCCGCACCUGAAAUCAUCAUCAAACAAAACAAAAUACGGCAGCAUUUGGAAGAUGUACUGUUCUCAGGGGUAUACUUUGCAAGGCAAUUCCCAACUGAAAUGCUUGUCAACGGGAACGUGGAGUGGAGUGCUACCAGUGUGCAAUAUCGUGCAUUGUUCAGCGCCGGAGGUGGGAAACGGAACCCUCUUGUCGAAUGCCACAUCGUUUGGCAGUGCCAUCCACGUGCGGUGCAAUGAUGGCUACAAACAGUACGGAGCAGGGCACUCACUACUGACCUGCCUCCACACUGGGCUGUGGAAUGGCUCGUUCAUAGAGUGCAAAGAGUGUGCUUGCAAUGUUCUUGGAUCUAGGAAUGGUACAUGCGACAAGCUGUCAGGGCAAUGUCCCUGCAAGACACUGACCACGGGAUUGGUGUGUAGUGAGUGCGUAUCUGGGACUCACUAUUUAAGCGCGGACAACCAAGAUGCGGGUUGCCGGCAAUGCAAUUGCUCUGGCCGCUCGGCCGUCUGCACGACUGCCAUGGUCGGGCCUGGCGUCACGGCAAGCUCGUCAAACUGCUCGUGCCCAGCGGAGUACACUGGCCUGAACUGUGAACACUGCUCGGCUGGUUACACAUCGACGCCAGGACCAGGCGCGGCCGCGUUGCAUCACCAAUGUGUUGCCUGCCGGUGUAACAAUCACUCUAAUUCAUGCAACAGGGACACAGGUGUAUGCACCACGUGUAGGCACAACACAGCAGGAGAGCACUGUGACCGCUGCGGCGAUGGAUUCUACGGAACCGCCGUGGGCCAGGCUGGCUGCACGACAUGCCAUUGUCACCAGGAUGGCAGUGUGAACAACAACUGCAACCAUACCACUGGUCACUGUCUUUGCCGGGCGAAUAUUCUCGGCAGGGAUUGCGAUCAAUGUCAGGACAGGCUCUAUGGCUUUCCCACCUGCAAUGCGUGUGCUUGCAACACUCUCGGGAGUGUUAAUACGUCUUGCAAUGUAACCAGUGGACAAUGCUCAUGCGGCAUCAAUGUAGAAGGUCGUCAGUGUGACAAAUGUCAAGCGAAUCACUACAACUUUCCAUCCUGUUCAAACUGCAACUGUAGUUCCUUUGGAACACAACAAGGUUCUCAAUGCAAUACGAGAAGUGGGCAAUGCGUGUGUUUACCGAAUGUAAUGGGCAGACAAUGUGACCAAUGUGUGAGUGGACACUACAACACCACCUCCAGUAAUGGAUGUCAACCAUGUGGAUGUGAUAGUCAAGGAAGCAGUGCUUUGGACUGUGACCUUGCCAGCGGACAAUGUAACUGCCGUACGAAUGUCAUCGGUAAACAAUGUUAUCAUUGCGCAUUGCAUCAUUACUCCUUUCCAACAUGUAGACCAUGCAACUGUGAUGCUGUGGCAACUGAACAAGGUACACAAUGUGAUGCUCUCAAUGGUGCUUGUGUUUGCUUACCUGGGGUAACCGGACGACAAUGUGAUCAAUGUACAAGUUUAUACUAUGGAUUUGCUUCUGGCACGGGCUGCACUCAAUGUGGCUGCAAUACUUUGGGGAGUUUGAAUCCUUCUUGCAACGUGACCAAUGGACAAUGCCCAUGCGGUGUCAAUGUAGAAGGUCGUCAGUGUGACAAAUGCCAAGCAAAUCACUACAACUUCCCGUCGUGUUCAAAUUGCAACUGUAGUUCCAUUGGAACACAGCAAGCUGCUCAAUGUAAUACGAAAAGUGGGCAAUGCGUGUGUUUACCGAAUGUAAUGGGCAGACAAUGUGACCAAUGUGUGAGUGGAUACUACAACACCACCUCCAGUAAUGGAUGUCAACCAUGUGGAUGUGAUAGUCAAGGAAGCAGUGCUUUGGACUGUGACUUUGGCAGCGGACAAUGUAACUGCCGUACGAAUGUCGUUGGUAAACAAUGUGAUCAUUGCGCAUUGCAUCAUUACUCCUUUCCAACAUGUAGACCAUGCAACUGUGAUGCUGUGGGAACUGAACAAGGUACACAAUGUGAUGCUCUCACUGGUGCUUGUGUUUGCUUACCUGGGGUAACCGGACGACAAUGUGAUCGAUGUACAAGUUUAUACUAUGGAUUUGCUUCUGGCAUGGGCUGCACUCAAUGUGGCUGCAAUACUCUAGGGAGUAUGAAUCCUUCUUGCAACGUGACCAAUGGACAAUGCCCAUGUGGUGUCAAUGUAGAAGGUCGUCAGUGUGAUAAAUGCCACGCAAAUCACUACAACUUCCCAUCGUGUUCAAAUUGCAACUGUAGUUCCAUUGGAACACGGCAAGGUGCUCAAUGUAAUACGAAAAGUGGACAAUGUGUGUGUUUACCAAAUGUAAUGGGCAGACAAUGUGAUCAAUGCAUCAGUGAACACUAUGGGAUCUCGACUGGAACUGGCUGUACUGUAUGUGGGUGCACAGAAAAAGGAUCUACAAGCCUGGAGUGCAAUCAAACAAGCGGGCAUUGCACAUGCUUGGAAAGUAUCAUUGGCAGAACAUGCGACAUGUGUGAACACAAUCACUUUGGCUACCCCCUGUGCGGUCAGUGCGACUGCGAUCCGCUUGGUUCACUUUCCGGCAGUGUGUGCAACACGGUGAAUGGCAAGUGCGCCUGCAAACCAUUUGCAACUGGCGUCAGAUGUGACCAAUGUUCACCUGGUUUCUACCAUCAGGAGAAAGGAGGCAGUCUUUCCUGUGCCGAGUGUGCGUGUAAUCCGAGCGGCACGGUGACCAACACAACAUGCAGCACACAAAGCGGACAGUGCCAAUGCUUGACGAACGUUACUGGCCGCCAGUGUGGCGAAUGUGCAGCAUUUCACUAUGGCCUGCAGAGCGGCAAGGGCUGCGAGGUGUGUCCGUGCCUAGCUGCCAGUAGCAGCCAGUGCCACGAUAAUUAUCCAGACUUUGAGUGCCAGUGCAAGGCGGGGUACAAGGGAGCAAUGUGUGAUGAGUGCAUGCCAGACUACUAUCAGCUGGAUGAGUCCUGUGAGAGUCCACCGUGCUCACCACGCCUCGUCUGCCAAGGUUGUGGUUGCUUUGCAAUCAAUUCAACAUUCGUGAAUAACAUCGGUAAACUCGAACUGUGCAAUGAAGAUGGACAGUGCAUGUGCAAUAGCCGCUCAACUGGACUGAAAUGUGACAUUUGCAAUCACGGCUAUCAUAUGACAAACACUUCUGGGUGUGAAGGAAGUAUGUCCGAUGUAGCGGGAAGCCCACAACCACCUGAAUCACAAACCAGUCACAAAACAGUAAUUGCACCAAUUGUUGCCAUAGUGUUGGUGGUGCUGAUAGUAAUCUGCCUUGUUGUAGUUUACAAGAAAUAUUAUGUAAGACGACCCAUUGGACAGUCCGGGGAUGAGGACAGGCUGAUUUCGGAGGGAAUGUCGAAGCAAUCACCCGAUGACAGUCCGGCUGGAAGUCAGCCCUCGAGUCGCUCUCCCAGUGUCGUCAAUAUGGCGUUGUACAGCAGUCAAGACAACUCUCCAACUGCCCCACCUAUAACUCCACGCCGUAACAGUUUUUUGGAGCCGGCUAGCGGUGGUACAGGAAGGGACGGCAGCGGUAUGCCAAACAUGCCAACACACGUGCGGCUUCCACCCACGUCGCCAACUGCGCUGAUGUAUCCGCAUCUUCCUGCACCGACUGGGCAAGCACCAACCGGGCAAGUAUCCGCUUCACAACCUCCUCCCAGUUACGACAGUUAUAUGGCUGGUACUGGCGCGGACCCGUGGAGAGAUUUGAUCACCCACUUGCCUGAUGCCACCGCACCGGCAAGAAGACUGGAGCCACUCAGACCUGACGAUGGUGCGGCAGCCAACGCUCCAUCUCGAUCGCCAAGAAGAAGCCGGAGGUAUCAUGCAGACGGCGUUGAACACGACACGAAAGUCUAGAACGUGCCGGGAGGGCGCCAGUGUGUGUGUGUGUGUGUGCGCGCUCGCGCGCGUGUGUGUAUGUGAAUGUGUGUAUGUGUAUGUGUGUGUGUGUGUGUAUGUGUGUAUGUGUGUAUGUGAGUGCCAGCUAGUUCGGUUGGUAGGUACACGUAUGCCUGAUUGUGUUGGGUCUGUUGCCAACAGGCUCGGCUGCUUGAAGGUGUAAUGUUGUACCUGCCACCUUUGUUGGUUCCAGGGUUCAUAUACUUUCUAUUUGAAGUAUACAUACCUGUUAACCAUGGACUGCUUCUGGCUAGAUUAACUCUUGUGUAAUCAAUGGUGCUAGUGAAGCUUUUAUCAGAUCCACUCUGAUUUAGCCACUCACACUAGUAGCAAAUAUUACCUUCACUGGGGGCCGGGGUAACUGCAGUUGGAUCCCAGGACGGAUACCCUGAUGCCGUCAAUCCUUUUUCUGCACCUUGUCCUCACCCACUUACUGAGGUGUGGUGAGCCCAUAAGUGGGAUCAUUUUCAAGUCCACCCAGAGUUUUGGGGAUUUCAGGGGGUGUCGGCCGUUGGGCGGUUCAAUAACCAGUUGAGUCAUCUUUCCAAGAUUCCUUUUGAGUCUCUCUCCCCUCUCCCGGGGGGACUCACGUGACCAGUUUUGGCAGUGCGCAACAAGUACAAGUACAAGUGUGUGAGUGUGUGUGUGUGUGUGUGUGUGUGUGUGUGUGUGUGUGUGUGUGUGUGUGUGUGUGUGUGUGAGUGUGUGUGUGUAUGUGUGUAUGUGUGUGUGUGUGUGUGUGUUUGCAUGUGUGAGUAUGUAUGUGUGUGCGCACUAAUUACUCUUUUACUAAACGAUCAUGCAAUUAUCCAAUUAUACCUGUUAGCCAACAGUGCCAAUAAUAGAAUCACAUACAGAUAUCUGUUGCGUCAACAUGUAGUAGGCGUAGGUUAGCUCCCAAUAAUAGGACCGGUUAACUGAUUGUGAUCUCUUCGGAUGCACAAUCCAGGCUACUGGUUAUUCUCUACGAAAACGGGUUACUUGAUUACUCACAAAAUGUAGUUUGCCUUAAUUUAUGUGUGGCUGGCACAAUGGUUUCAUUCACAAUAGAUAGCUCACAAGAUAGAACAGCUGACAAUCUAGAGAUCAGACUGAGGCUUUCGUUCUCUUCUUUUUCCACUGCUGAUUGCUGUAUCGCUGAGUAUCAGCUCCGCUAUUUCCAGCAAUAUUUGUAUUGCCCUGCUCUGGGCAAAUUGCAGUCACAUGUUCAGUACUCGAGUUGUACUUCCCGAACUGA
Messenger RNA from Sycon ciliatum, 8287 nucleotides. Its product is annotated as multiple epidermal growth factor-like domains protein 6. The record is from RefSeq and is a predicted model, not a curated record. NCBI's taxonomy places the organism in Eukaryota, Metazoa, Porifera, Calcarea, Leucosolenida, Sycettidae. The transcript is spliced from 13 exons. Gene Ontology annotation, molecular function: zinc ion binding; calcium ion binding. Gene Ontology annotation, biological process: animal organ morphogenesis; cell-matrix adhesion; tissue development. The coding region runs from base 169 to 7008 and encodes 2279 amino acids.